CAGGCAAUUAUCAGUUGCGUGGUGACCGACGGCGAGGGACCGACUGACAGGAUUACCUGGUUCAUAACCAAAUUUUGGCUCAGCUGCGUAGACCAUCGCAGCCUUCCAAACACCCAGAUGUUCCUGAACCAUCUCAGCAGAGUGCAUUCGGACAGUACCUGCGUCAUGGAGUCGUUUGACGUGGAAGCCCUCUAUACCAACGUCACCAAUUCAUCUGCUAUGGAGGCCGUUUCCGAGCUUCUUACGCAACAUCGUAAUAUGUUCCGGACGGCGGCAACUGUUUGUACGAGGGAGGAGGAGAGGAAGGAGUCAUUGAGAAUGGCACGCGAAAUUGCUGGGCUUAACGGCUAUAACCGCCCCUCACCUAUGCGUAGAAUCAGUACGCGCACAAUAACCAACAGACCGGGGGGGGGUCUUCUUUAUCUCCGAAGAAGUAAGCACUUCCACAAGGAAGUGCCCGAGGAGACCGGGCCUAGAAAACUCUGUUGGCAACGUGGAGAUUCCCCACACAACUUGAAGGCCGUUUGA
Messenger RNA from Cooperia oncophora, 528 nucleotides. Lineage: Eukaryota; Metazoa; Nematoda; Chromadorea; Rhabditida; Trichostrongylidae. The record is from the annotation of a GenBank genome assembly.